Molecule: messenger RNA, 1521 nt
Organism: Adineta ricciae
Lineage: Eukaryota; Metazoa; Rotifera; Eurotatoria; Adinetida; Adinetidae
Source: the annotation of a GenBank genome assembly
AUGUUCGGAUGGCUGCGUGAUGCACUUGCCAGUGCUCCAACUUCUUUUAAUAAUCGUCAGCUUCCAACACCUUCAGUCUUUCGUCAGUCGAGUCGAACACGCGAACGUAUCUCAUCAUCGGAAGACGAUGAUAACAAUCAAUCUGUUGAUCAUUCAUUCUAUCACAAUCCGUAUCAUUCGAGUGGACAAAUGAACUACGCGGAAAUCCCUCAUCAACAAUACACCAAUGAACACACUUAUCCAACAUAUCUCGCUCGACAACAAACGUUUGAUCAAUCGAAUCGAACACUCGACGAUCAGAUUCAAGCCAAAUUGAUAUCAUUACAACAACGUCCGCAACAAGUGCAAUGUUAUGCUCACCGGCAAAACAAUUAUGCAUAUAGAAAUCGAACGAUCUCCACAUCAACACCUCAUUCUGUACUUGUAUCCAACGGCAAAGAACAACGAUUGAGUAGUAAUGAUGAAGAACGCUCUGAUGAAGAUGACGAUGAGGAUGAUGAAAUCGAUAAAGAUGAGAUUGUUGAUGAAGACGAUGAAAGAUCAUCAGUUACCGAACCUUAUCAUGGAAUUCCCGGUUAUUAUUCUGGUCAAUAUUCUCAUAUAGAUGAACAAUUUGAUUUUGCAUCCGUUGUCCUAUGUCCAAAUAAUCAGAAUUAUAUUCACGAUGAAAACAAUGAAUACAAUACUCAUCAUUAUUCGUUAAGUAGUCAAACGCCGAUCUCGUCGAGGAAAAUCAUUGAAAAGAAUCUUCUGUUCAAUCACGAAACUAAUCAUUCCAAUGUAUCUCAAUCAUCAUCCAAAGUCAAAUGGAUCGGUGCUGUACGGACAGUCACUCAAUUAAAUCAAUUUCAACGAUAUUACUCAACAACAACAAUAUCUGAUGCUGAAGACAUUUCUUCCGAUAACGAACGUCUAGAAUGGGAUGAAUCUGAUUUCGAUCGACACUUGCCAGAAUCAGAUGCAAUGUCAGCCUAUGAUAUCAAUGAAAUGGCUGAAAUCUUGCGUCAUCAUUUUCUGGAAUUCGAUAUGACAUCGCAAGCAGGUACCGUAUCACAUCUUUCUCGUCAAUCGACAAUUACGGAUGCGAACAUCAAUCCAACGAAUCAAAUACCAAUUUUGAAUAGAAGAACAAGACAUAUGUUCUGUCGAAGUCAAUCCGAAUGUCUUCCGAUGAAUUUAUCACGAAAAUCUUUCAAUCCAAGAUCAAAACAUUUGUCUCUGUUAGAUGUUCAUUCACCUUCGAACUUGAAAUUAUUCAAUGAACGUGUAAUAACAAAAGCGAAGCAUCGUCGUUCAUUCUGUUCAAUUCCACAUUUGAUGGAGAUUGAAUAUGAACCUCAAGUAUUUCACACAUCGACAACAUUGUACUUUAUGCGUUUAUCAAAAUUGGCAAAAAUUCGUUUAUAUUUCGAAACUUUCCAAGACAAAAUCUGCUCAUUCAUUUGUCAACAAUUCCAUUCAAUGCAAAUAUCUAUUCCUACUAAAGAUAUCAUCGAUACGUAUGACAUUAUCGACGAAUAG